AUGAAUUUCAACAUAGAACCACCGAAGGAGUCAUUAAACCCUCCUCCACCUCCUCUGCCGGCACCUGCACCGUCAUCGUUUUCAUCACUACCAGAGGAAAUCGUUUUGAGUAUUUUGGCUCACAUAUCGGCAUCGUACUAUCCUAAACUCUCUCUUGUCUCCAAGAUCUUCCGCUCGCUCAUCCUCUCCAAGGACCUCGAGAAUGUGCGAAAACGCAUUAAAACCCUAGAAGAGUGUGUUUACAUCUGCGGCAAUCACGCACUCAUCCGUGUGAUCCUCCCAGAUGGUUCAGUCUCUGGAUCAAACCUGAUGAUCAUCAAACCCUAA
Molecule: messenger RNA, 327 nt
Organism: Microthlaspi erraticum
Lineage: Eukaryota; Viridiplantae; Streptophyta; Magnoliopsida; Brassicales; Brassicaceae
Source: the annotation of a GenBank genome assembly